Ostreococcus tauri is the source of this 1626-nucleotide messenger RNA. RefSeq names its product Serine/threonine-protein kinase, active site. Gene Ontology annotation, biological process: peptidyl-serine phosphorylation; mRNA cis splicing, via spliceosome; peptidyl-threonine phosphorylation. Lineage: Eukaryota; Viridiplantae; Chlorophyta; Mamiellophyceae; Mamiellales; Bathycoccaceae. The record is from RefSeq and is a predicted model, not a curated record. Bases 1 to 1626 code for a protein of 541 amino acids. Gene Ontology annotation, molecular function: ATP binding; protein serine/threonine kinase activity. The transcript has a single exon.
AUGUCCGUCGACGACGCGCCCGGGCGAGGUCGCGACGAACCGCUCGAGGCGAACGGGAAGACGUGGAACACGCGAUGGCGAGACGAACGCGACGAAGACGAGGACGAUUCCACGCGCGAAGACGGCGCGUGCGUCGCGGUCGCGGACGACCUCGGCGCGGUGGACGCGAACGAUGACGUGGAUGUGUUCGAUGCGAGUGCGGCGACGGCGGCGGAGGAUGCGCUGAUUGAGGCGAGGCGCAGGCGCCGCGCGGAGAUCUUGGCGAAACACGGCGCGCGCGCGGGCGGAGCGCGCGGAGACGCGGGAAAACGCGCGCGCGUGGAUACGGUGGAGGAGCACGCGAUGAAAAGUGCGAGGGUGACGACGACGACGACGGAGACAAGAGCGAAGGAGACGAGCGAAGGGCCGAUGCGGAAGAAGGAGCGGGCGGCGCCGGCGGGCGACAUGUUCGGGGAGGACUCUGACGAGGAGGCGUUUUACCUGCGAGACGCCUCGGGCGAGGGUGAGGGUGGGGACGGGGCGAAGGUCACGGGGGGCGCGGUGGACAUGUCGAAGGGAUUGACGGAUAACUGGGACGACGCGGAGGGAUACUACUGUGCGCGCAUCGGAGAGGUGCUCGACGGACGGUACACGAUAACGGCGCAUCUGGGCAAGGGCGUCUUUUCUAACGUCUUGAGAGCGGUGGAUAAGAGAGAGGGAGAGAUGGAGGUGGCGAUUAAGGUGAUUCGUUGCAAUCAGACCAUGCACAAGGCGGCGCAGCUGGAGAUCGACAUAUUGCAGAAGCUCAGUGGAAGCGACCCGGAGAACAAGCGGCACUGCGUGCGAUUUCUCCGUCACUUUGAAUAUCGCGAGCAUGUCUUCAUGGUGUUCGAGUCGCUGUCUAUGAACCUCCGGGAGGUCAUCAAAAAGUUUGGGCGCAACGUAGGAAUCAACAUCAGGGCGGUUCAGGCGUACGCAACGCAGCUCUUCAUCGCUCUGAGGCAUUUGAAGAACUGCGGCGUCGUUCACGCCGAUAUUAAACCGGAUAAUAUUCUCGUCAACGAGACAAAGAGUGUUCUCAAAGUUUGCGAUUUCGGCAGCGCCAUGUUCGAUGGCGACAACGAGCUUACGCCGUACCUUGUGUCUCGCUUUUAUCGUGCCCCCGAGGUGAUUCUUGGGUUACCGUACUCGCACCCGAUGGAUCUGUGGUCCGUGGGAUGCUGCUUGUACGAACUCUUCACUGGAAGCAUCGCGUUCCCAGGCCGCUCGAACAAUCAUAUGCUUAAACUCAUGCUCGAGCUCAAAGGCCCAGUGCCGCAAAAGGUUCUUCGUCGCGCUCUUUUCACAGAGAAUCACUACGACCACACGGGCGCAUUCGCCGUCAUCGAGGAGGAUCCAGUGACGAAGAAGAGCAUUCGGCGUCUCAUUCGUGACGCGAAGCCGACGAAGGAUUUGACUAAAAUAUGUACACGUGAUGGCGGCAUGAGUGCGGAUGAACGUAAAAAAGCACUUCAGCUCGCCGAUCUACUGAAUCAGAUUUUCAACCUUGACUCGGAGAAGCGCAUCACCGUCGGCGAAGCGCUUCAGCACCCGUUCGUCGUGGAGCGAAUUCCGCCAGCGUCUCGAGCGCGCGUUGGUGAUGAGUGA